Arabidopsis lyrata subsp. lyrata is the source of this 1165-nucleotide messenger RNA. Its product is annotated as transcription factor CAULIFLOWER. Gene Ontology annotation, biological process: positive regulation of transcription by RNA polymerase II. The transcript is spliced from 8 exons. Gene Ontology annotation, cellular component: nucleus. The coding region runs from base 124 to 894 and encodes 256 amino acids. The record is from RefSeq and is a predicted model, not a curated record. NCBI's taxonomy places the organism in Eukaryota, Viridiplantae, Streptophyta, Magnoliopsida, Brassicales, Brassicaceae. Gene Ontology annotation, molecular function: DNA-binding transcription factor activity, RNA polymerase II-specific; protein dimerization activity; RNA polymerase II cis-regulatory region sequence-specific DNA binding.
ACAUUAUUAUCAUUAUAAAGGAAGAAGAAAAACUUUCCUAAUUAGAUCAAGGCUCAUUGUUAUCUCUCUUGGUUUGUUUUGUUUUGUUUUUUUUUCAUAUAUAAUUUAGUUAUUUUACGAGAAAUGGGAAGGGGUAGGGUUCAAUUGAAGAGGAUAGAGAACAAGAUCAAUAGACAAGUGACAUUCUCUAAAAGAAGAGCUGGUCUUUUGAAGAAAGCUCAGGAGAUCUCUGUUCUUUGUGAUGCCGAGGUUUCCCUUAUUGUCUUCUCCCAUAAGGGGAAAUUGUUCGAGUACACCUCUGAAUCUUGCAUGGAGAAAGUACUCGAACGCUACGAGAGGUAUUCGUACGCCGAGAGGCAGCUGAUUGCACCUGACUCUCACAUUAAUGCACAGCCGAAUUGGUCAAUGGAGUAUAGCAGGCUUAAGGCUAAGAUCGAGCUUUUGGAGAGGAACCAAAGGCAUUAUCUAGGAGAAGACUUGGAACCAAUGAGCCUCAAGGAUCUCCAAAAUCUGGAGCAGCAGCUUGAGACUGCUCUUAAGCACAUUCGCUCCAGAAAAAAUCAACUCAUGUACGAGUCCCUCAACCACCUCCAAAGAAAGGAGAAUGAGAUACAGGAGGAAAACAGCAUGCUUACCAAACAGAUAAAGGAGAGGGAAAACAUCCUAAGGACACAACAAACCCAAUGUGAGCAGCUGAACCGCAACCACGAUGUACCACCGCCGCAACCGCAACCAUUUCAACACCCUCAUCCUUACAUGAUCUCUCAUCAGACUUCUCCUUUCCUAAAUUUGGGUGGCAUGUACCAAGGAGAAGAUCAAACGGCGAUGAGGAGGAACAAUCUGGAUCUGACUCUUGAACCCAUUUACAAUUACCUUGGCUGUUACGCCGCUUGAAUAGACUACAUCGAUCUAUCAAUCAAUUUAAAAUAAUAUAAGAUCGAUCUAUAAACUCAUGAUCUAUAAACACCGGUUAAUUAGUAUAGUUUUGGCAUGUCCUUAUUUCAUAUCAACAUCAUCAAAAGCCUUUUUCCCUUUCAAAAUUCUUGUAUUUCGGGGAGCAAUAAAUUUAUUAUUUGGGGACUGAGAGAGCUAGAGAGAAUUAUUGUAUCAAACCUUUUCUAUAUUAAUCUCAUGGUUAUAUUGUAAUCUGAAUUCUUUAACAAAA